Messenger RNA from Telopea speciosissima, 1261 nucleotides. Its product is annotated as ATG8-interacting protein 1-like. The record is from RefSeq and is a predicted model, not a curated record. Gene Ontology annotation, cellular component: intracellular membrane-bounded organelle. Lineage: Eukaryota; Viridiplantae; Streptophyta; Magnoliopsida; Proteales; Proteaceae. The coding region runs from base 203 to 1123 and encodes 306 amino acids. The transcript is spliced from 3 exons.
UUUCUUUGGGAUUCCGAUUUCUUUCCUGCCUGAAGUGUGCACAGUGGGCUCGAACUUCCUUGUCUAAAUCUUAUCGGAGAUUGUCGCUGGUUGCACGUUAGGUAAUUCAGUCGAAAAACGCCGUUUUGAUUGUUGUUUUUGCAGAUCGGAUCUAUAAAAGUUGUUGACUCUGAUUCGUUGCAGGGAAUCCGAAUUUUGGAAAAUGGCAGAUAAUGAAAAGGGGGAGGAAACUUAUUCCCGUGGAAAUGAAUGGGAAGUUGUGUCACUCACGGCCUCAACGUAUGCUGCUGCUCCUGGUCCAGAAGGAUUUGAAUCUAAUGAUGAUAAGGGCCAUGAGUUUGUUGAGGAUGAACACGAAACCUCUCGUGCAAUGUUCAUGUCUGGUCACUUUGUGUUCCCACCAAGUGAGCAAGAUAACAGUGAGAUUGAUAAUGAAACAAAGGAUGUGCCUAUUGCUUCAAACAAGGUGCUCGGAUUGGAGAUGGAGGUAGGGGACAAAUCUGACAAGAAAAAUGAUGAAAAUUGGGAUAUGAAAGGAUUGACCGUGCCUGAGGAGUUGCCUGGAAUGCAGUACUUUGAUGAAAAAGGUAAUAGGUUGUCUGAUGGUAAUACAGAGUUUGAAGAAGGCGUAGGUUUGCAAGGGCUUAAUCUGGUUGAUGAUGAUAGUAGUAUAUAUAGUGCUGCUAAAUUCAGUUCUUUUCAUGCUGAAGCAAAUGAUAGUGGAUCAAAUGUGUAUGAUGAGCACAAUGUCGUUGACGAACCCUGUGAUCUUUCUCAGCAAAGCUUAAAUUCUACGUCAGAUUUGUCAAAGUCAACAAGUGACAACAAAAAGGAUGAGUAUAAUGGGCGUGACCUUCCUUGUGAAGCCUGGUGGAAGAGAGGGGCUGCUUCUUUGUACGCUCAUGCAAAGGAGGCAAAUGCAUUUUGGUCUAUCUUUGUCGCUGCAGCCUUGAUGGGCCUGGUAAUUAUUGGGCAGCGGUGGCAGGAUCAACAACUUAAGUCGCAAUUCAGCAUCAAGGACGAGAAGAUGAACCGGAUGCUGGGUCCAAUUUCUCGGUUAAAAGAUGUGAUUGUGGGUGGCCACCGCCGAGGUUCUACUAUCAGAGGCAGUACUGAGCAUUAAAAGAUGAUGACGAAAAAACUGUAGAGUGCAAAAGAGGUGAGGGAAGGGAGAGAUGGUAUGUUAUAUGUUUGUUUGGAGUGUAAGAUACAAACUAUUUGCCUGUGACAGUCAAUAUUCCAGGUUUGAUUACUUAUUUUA